Molecule: messenger RNA, 627 nt
Organism: Pseudogymnoascus verrucosus
Lineage: Eukaryota; Fungi; Ascomycota; Leotiomycetes; Thelebolales; Thelebolaceae
Exons: 2
Coding region: 1-627 (208 amino acids)
Source: RefSeq, a predicted model, not a curated record
AUGUCUGCCCCCACUGAACCACACGCUGACCCCUUCCGACACACCUGCCUCAUCCCUUAUGUCGAAGCUGCCACAGCACCGCCCCAUAUCGCUGAGAAAAUCAACGUCCUACCCUUCCGUCGCAAUAUAUUUCUCCUUUUGGCGCACUCCCCGGGCCUAUUCCCACACAUAAUGGGCCUCAUUGGGGGCUGCUUCAACAAGGAUGUUCGCAAGAUCCCCUUGCUAGACUGGCAACUCAUCGUCCUUCGCACUGCCACCACCCUCGGUGCAAAGUACGAAUACGACGUCAACCUCCCCGUCGCUGAAAUUUUCAACUUGGGCGAGGAAAAGAUAGCCGCCAUCGGCUGCACUGCCUUCAGUGUGCGCCAAGGCGAAGGCCCAUGGACUGACCGCCAGCGUGUAAUCCUACGCGUGAUAGACGAGCAGCUCGCAACCUACACUAACACCCCUGGCACGAUCAAUGAUGCAGUGGAGAUCUUGGGUCAUGCGGAGUUGGUUGAGGUGCUCAUUAUUUUGGGGACUUAUUCCACGCUUGCUAGAAUCAUUAAUGGGUUGAGAAUUGAUGAUGAUCAGCCAAUUAGGCCGGAGGGGUUAGAGGAUAUGCUGAAGGCUAGUGUUACGGAGUAG